AUGGGUCAAACUCUCUCCGAGCCCGUUGUUGAGAAGAACUCGGCCAAGGGUGAAGAUGAACGUCUUCUCUACGGUGUGUCGGCCAUGCAGGGCUGGCGCAUAAGCAUGGAGGAUGCUCACAUCACCGUCCUCGACCUUCUUGCCCCUGGCAGCGACGAAGCUAAGAAGCACGACUCCAAGCUCUCCUUCUUUGGAGUCUUUGAUGGACACGGAGGUGACAAGGUGGCCUUAUUUGCUGGAGAGCACAUUCAUGAGAUCAUCAAGAAGCAGGAGACCUUCAAGAAGGGCAACUACGAACAGGCAUUGAAGGACGGCUUCCUCGCCACCGACCGCGCGAUCUUGAACGAUCCCAAGUACGAGGAGGAAGUCUCUGGCUGCACUGCUUGUGUUGGCUUGAUCUCCGACAACAAGAUCUACGUCGCAAACGCCGGCGAUUCGAGAAGUGUCCUUGGUAUCAAGGGACGAGCUAAGCCCUUGUCCCAGGACCACAAGCCUCAACUCGAAGCCGCCGGCGGUUUCGUCGACUUUGGCCGUGUCAACGGCAACCUCGCCCUGUCGCGUGCCAUUGGCGACUUCGAAUUCAAGAAGAGCGCCGAGCUCUCUCCUGAGGCCCAGAUUGUCACCGCCUUCCCCGACGUCGAGGUCCACGAGAUCACUGACGAUGACGAGUUCCUGGUCAUUGCUUGUGACGGUAUCUGGGAUUGCCAGUCGUCUCAGGCGGUUGUCGAGUUCGUUCGACGUGGCAUUGCGGCCAAGCAGGAUCUGGAAAAGAUCUGCGAGAACAUGAUGGACAACUGCUUGGCGUCCAACUCGGAGACUGGUGGCGUUGGUUGCGAUAACAUGACCAUGGUCAUUGUCGGCCUUCUGCGCGGCAAGACCAAGGAGGAGUGGUACGAGGAGAUUGCCAAGCGUGUUGCUGCUGGAGACGGACCUUGCGCCCCUCCCGAAUACGCUGAAUUCCGCGGCCCUGGAGUUCACCACAACUUCGACGACAGCGACAGCGGCUACGACGUUGACCUGGAGAACAAGGGCAAGCCCUUUGGCAUUGGUGGCUACAAGGGCCGUAUCAUCUUCCUUGGUGAUGGCACCGAGGUCCUGACCGAUUCCGACGACACCGAGAUGUUCGACAACGCAGAGGAGGACAAGGACCUCGAGAGCCAGGUUUCCAAGGCCACCUCGACCACGAGCAAGGACAGCAACGCGGAGGAGUCGGCCGCCAAGAAGCCCGAGGAGGAGAGCAAGACGGGUGUGGAGAAGCCCAAGGAAGAGUCAAAGCCAGCCGCUGCACCCGCCGCGUCAACGGAAGCGCAGACCACCGAGAGCAAGGAGAAGUGA
Molecule: messenger RNA, 1335 nt
Organism: Colletotrichum chrysophilum
Lineage: Eukaryota; Fungi; Ascomycota; Sordariomycetes; Glomerellales; Glomerellaceae
Gene: PTC2
Product: Protein phosphatase 2C 2
Exons: 7
Coding region: 1-1335 (444 amino acids)
Biological process (GO): protein dephosphorylation
Molecular function (GO): cation binding; protein serine/threonine phosphatase activity
Source: RefSeq, a predicted model, not a curated record